CCCAAAUUGUAAUAUUAGCUUGCCAAAUAUCCUUCAAUAGUGGAAAGGAAGAAGGAUUGGAAAUACGCCUGAUUUCAAGGAAGCUCAAGCUCCCUAUCAACCCCAAACUCCCGAGAACACCCACAACAAACCACAUGCUCAGAACCCUCCAUCUGGCACACUUUCAACUCCCCCUCAUCCUCGCAUUGAACUCUACCCUUGCCACAGUAAAAAUGCUUGCUGUCGUCAUCCCCGGCUAUUCCCUCGGCGCUCAAAAAACGGACAUUAUACUUCUCACACAUGAAAUAGUCACCUUGUACAGUACCCCAUCCUCGCUCCUGGCUGGCUCGCACACGGGUUGGUUUCCCAUUGUAAGGAUGACAUGGACUUUAUCGGGUUCUGGUAGGAAAUCUGCCUCGAAGAACUAUACCGAAACGACAAUGGAACGAAACAGUGAUAACUGAAUGCACUGUGAAAACUCUGCACAACCAAAAGGCGGGGAAGUGCACCAAGAUCCCUCCAUGACUUGCUCUAUUCAACGAUUCUCUAUCUCUCGCUCCACAACUCUACUGAUCCACAACUAAACUAACUGACCGGAAAAGACAGGAGUAUAAAUAAAUAACAAAGAUCACCUAUCCUAUCCUUCCUGCGAUCACUUGCAUACCAAACAAAUAAUAGACUCUACAGAGACUCUCCAAUUUUGCCUCCCAUGCUCCAAUUGCCUUCCGCGCUCCAAUUGCUGACGAGAGAAAUACAGGAACAAAGACUCCCGACAGUCUAGAAGUCUCAUGACAUUCAAAUCCUUCUCCGUCAGAAUCUCUUUUCCAAAGCGCCCAACGAGAACAUCUGCCCCAACAAAGCAAGUGUUCCAACAAACAAGUGGCAGGAGGGGAGCGAGCAGGCGGGAAUGGACAAACGGCGGGCCCCGGGAAUGUACAUCGAAUAUGCGGACAGGCAAAUGAACGGGCGACAAAAGAAGGGAUGGCGGGUGGAUGGGUGGGUAGUGAUGCCGACGGCCGGAUAUGCCGGCGGACGAGGGAACAAAGCCUUGAGCAUGCCGAGUAGCAUCCAUGAUUUCCAACAAUAGGGUGGGGAUCGUCUGGGUUUCGGCACACGGGAUAGAAAAUGCUACCAUCAUAUCC
Molecule: messenger RNA, 1121 nt
Organism: Tuber melanosporum (Perigord truffle)
Lineage: Eukaryota; Fungi; Ascomycota; Pezizomycetes; Pezizales; Tuberaceae
Exons: 3
Coding region: 135-443 (102 amino acids)
Source: RefSeq, a predicted model, not a curated record